Cooperia oncophora is the source of this 570-nucleotide messenger RNA. NCBI's taxonomy places the organism in Eukaryota, Metazoa, Nematoda, Chromadorea, Rhabditida, Trichostrongylidae. The record is from the annotation of a GenBank genome assembly.
AUGUCAGUCGGGCAGGGCGCGACUGCCGCUCGACAGGCAUCUGACGGCGACAGGCGGGCGCUCCGCCUCCCGCCCGUGAGCCGACCAAUCGCCGUUGGCGGAAACGGCAGCCGCGCCACGCCUCUCGAGAUGCUAGCGCACAGUCCGCUUAAUGAGCUGCGAUUUGUUAAGUGUGCGCCUAUGACGUCAUCAGAGUUCGCUGGUGGGCCUGCGCAAGGGCUAAACGGCCUAGGAGUUUUCUACUAUGAUUCUCAAACACAUCAAUCAACACCGUCUGCCUAUUUCCCUACACAAACCACUGCCGUCGCUCCAACGGCUAGCUUUACGAGCCAGUCAGGGCAAGAUCCGUCGGCAGGGCGUCGACUGCCGCUCUGCAGGCAUCUGAGGCGACAAGGCGGACUUCCGCCUCCGCUCGUGAGCCGACCAAUCGCCGUUGGCGGAAACGGCAGCCGCGCCACGCCUCUCGAGAUGCUAGCGCACAGUCCGCUUAAUGAGCUGCGAUUUGUUAAGUGUGCGCCUAUGACGUCAUCAGAGUUCGCUGGUGGCCUGCCGCCAAGGGAAACGCCCUAG